CUCUAUUCUUGUUUCUAUUCCAUUUUACUCUGACAGACCCCAUGACUGCUCUAAUAACCUAAUUUCCCCACAGGGACCAUUAUGGUUUCAUGUUAUCUUCUCACCUCUCUGGAAGCUGCCCUGCUGGCUGGGGGGUCGUAACUAAGACUUCUCCAAAAGGCCAGGGAAAGCCCUGGAGAUAGGGACGCCAAUAGUUUGUAGGUUGGAGUGGUCUAACACUAUGUAUAGCUUUGAAAACAGAGAAGACGGCAUCAGGGCUUGAAGAGACAGGGAAACCUUUGCCCCAGGGGCUGUGGAGGGAGCAAGCUUUGAACACCAGGCAGAGCUCAGCGAAGAGAACCCAUUCUUCAUUAAGGUGCAGCAACAGAUCUCAGAUCUCCUAUCGCCAGAUCUACCAGAGGCUGGAUUACAGGUUGCAAAGUGAGGCUACACAAAGUGUGGAAAACAGCACUAUGGGCAGGAACGACGACAACUUGGGUCCCUGGAUAGAUGGUGAUGACGCCAAAUCAGACCUGCACACUGGCAGAAAGACUCAAAGCUUCAACCAGUGCAACCCCCACACCUUCCCGGAGAUUGGUAACUCUCACUCAACCCAACCUGAUGACAACUUGCUCCAACUUGAAACCGCUUGCCAUGGUGACAAUACUGUCAACGAGGAUGAUAACGGAGUAGAAGAGAGUUACAGGGGGAAAACCUGUGAGGAUGAUGAUGAAGAGGGCCACCUGGUCUAUCACGUCGGCCUCGUGCUGAAAGAAAGAUAUGAAGUGGUAUCUACACUGGGAACAGGAGCCUUUGGAAACGUGGUGGAGUGUAUCGAUAGAGACAAAGCUGAGCAUGUGGCCGUGAAGAUUGUAAGGAACAUCGACUGUUUCCGUGAAGUUGCAAAGUCUGAGAUCGCAGUGCUGGAGGAGAUCAACAGCCUGGAUGACAACAACAGAUUCGCCUGUGUCAGGAUGCUGGACUGGUUCGACCACGAAGGUCACAUCUGCAUCGUGUUCGAGCUGCUGGGUCUCAGCACCUUCGAGUUCCUCCGACAGAACGACUUCCUGCCGUUCAGCGUGGAACAGAUCAGACACAUGGCCUUCCAGAUCUUCAGAGCCGUCUGCUUCCUGCAUCGUAACAAGCUGACCCACACAGACCUGAAACCAGAAAACAUCCUGUUUGUCUGCUCUGACUGUGACCUGGAGUUCAACAGCGAGACGAAUUGUGAGGAGAGGAAACUGAGGUGUCUGGAUGUGAAGGUGGUGGAUUUUGGCACCGCCACAUUUGACCACGAACACCAUGAAUCCCUGGUGUCGACACGCCACUACCGAGCUCCAGAGGUCAUACUGGAUCUGGGUUGGAACCAGUCGUGUGAUGUUUGGAGCUUGGCCUGUGUUCUCAUGGAGUACUACCUUGGACAGACACUCUUUCCGACCCACGACAGUAAAGAACAUCUAGCCAUGAUGGAGAAAAUCCUGGGGCCGAUCCCCCCCCACCUGCUGAAACAAACCAGAAAGCAGCACUACGUGCACAAUGAGCAUCUGGACUGGGACGAGCAGAGCUCCUCUGCUGAUUAUAUCAGGGAACAUUGUAAACCUCUGAAGCAGUACAUGCAGAGGAAGAGUGAGGAAGAGAGGCAGCUGUUUGACCUGCUCAGCUGCAUGUUGGAGUACGACGUCUGCAGACGGAUCACCCUGGAAGAGGCGCUGUGGCACCCAUUCUUCAGCUCGCUGAGGACGUAGAAGCAGCAGUGCAGCUAGCACUAGCUCAAACACACACACACACACACACACACACACACACACACACAAAACAUCUACCUCAGCCUGUAGUUUCAGUGUCAUCAUUACUUAACUUUUUAUAGUUCUGAGUGAAAAACGUUCAGUUUAAUUUACAGUAAUAACAGUUUUGGAGAGCAUUCCUGUUUAUUUGAGAUACAUUUUUUUGUCAUCCCAUCAUGAUCCAAUAAUCCACAUUUCAUUGUAAAAAGUCAAGUGUAAGUUAGAGCAAUUCUGUGUUUUCCUUUAUUGAUUGUAAUGAAUAUUUGCCAGCAAUUUGUUGAUACAUUGUUUGUGUUUUGGUGUGUCUCAAUUCUGUUUUAUUAAAAUUCAAUGACUGUUUUACUUCUGCUUUCACACCAUCAAAGGUGAAUUGUCAAAAAUUGUGUGAAAGUAAAGGUAUUAAUGCAUUCA
This is a messenger RNA of Thunnus maccoyii (southern bluefin tuna), 2174 nucleotides long. Its product is annotated as dual specificity protein kinase CLK4-like. The record is from RefSeq and is a predicted model, not a curated record. Bases 453 to 1724 code for a protein of 423 amino acids. Gene Ontology annotation, biological process: protein phosphorylation; regulation of RNA splicing. NCBI's taxonomy places the organism in Eukaryota, Metazoa, Chordata, Actinopteri, Scombriformes, Scombridae. Gene Ontology annotation, cellular component: nucleus. The transcript has 14 exons. Gene Ontology annotation, molecular function: ATP binding; protein tyrosine kinase activity.